AUGACCGCUUCACCGGAUGUCGUCAAGAAAAUCGAAGAAGGUUACGCCAAGCUUCAAGCAGCUGCAGAUUGCAAAUCGCUCCUGAAAAAGCAUCUAAGCAAACCCGUCGUCGACAAGCUUAAAGUUUGUUUUGAGGUGGGCAGGGUUCAUCCUAAUUUUCAAUUUUUAUAAUAAAAAAACUCGUCUUGGUGCAACUCUGUUGGACGUCAUCCAAUCUGGUGUGGAAAACCUUGAUUCGGGUAGGAAAUGACUUAUGUAAGGAGGUGACAAAACUUAGGCGUUGGCUUGUAUGCUCCGGACGCAGAGUCGUACACCUUGUUUGCGGAUCUAUUCAACCCUGUUAUCGAAGAAUACCACAAUGGCUUCAAGGCUACGGAUACCCAACCACCCAUGGACCUUGGAGAGAAGAAUGUUAGCUGGAUUUUUUUUAAAAUAAAAAUCAAAUUUCGAUUUUUGUAGAUUGGAAACUUGCCUGACCUCGAUCCCGAAAACAAGUACAUUAUUUCAACGCGCGUUCGGUGUGGACGUUCUCUACAGGGCUAUCCUUUCAAUCCGUGUCUCACAGAGCCGAAUUACAAGGCGAUGGAAGCUCGCAUGAAAGCCAUUUUCAGCUCGAUCACUGACCCAGACCUGAAGGCUUGUUUGCUUUUGUUCGUUUCAAUACUUACCUUUGCAGGGAACAUAUUAUCCGCUCACUGGCAUGGACGAAGAAACGAAAAAGAAACUUGUUGCUGAUCACUUUUUGUUUAAAGAAGGCGAUCGCUUCCUUAAGGCUGCCAAUGCUAAUCGGUAUUUGAUGCUGCAGAAUGAAAUAGAAUUUUUCUUUCAAUUUCUAGGUUCUGGCCCACCGGUCGCGGUAUUUUCCACAACGAGAAAAAGACGUUUUUGGUUUGGGUGAAUGAGGAAGACCAUCUUCGUAUCAUUUCAAUGCAGCCUGGUGGCAACGUUGGCGAGGCAUGUUUGAAAAAAAAAAUGUCGUUUACGUUUUUAAAUUUUAAAGUCAUUCCGCGAAACUUGAAAACCGUCAAAUUAAGAAAAAAAACUAAAUUUUGAAGAGUCAGAGAGAAUUUUGAACUUUGCGAAAACCACUUCGAACGCUACAUUAAGAAACGCGUUUUUUUUCUUUUUCUGAAAGUUUGCUAAUCGUUACAAAAUGAUAUAUUUAGGUCCUGGGUCGUCUGAUCAAAGGAAUCAAUUUGAUUGCUGCCAAAACGCAGUUUGCGCGCCACCAACGUCUCGGCUGGCUCACUUUUUGCCCCACCAACUUGGGUACAAAAAUUUUUAUUGUUUUUACCAUAUUUUUUUGUAAUAGGAACCACCGUGCGCGCUUCGGCACACAUCAAAUUGCCAAAAGUCUCGGCCAAACCCGAAUUCCAGCAGAUUUGCAAUGAAAUGAAACUCCAGGUUGCCAGCCAUUUUUUGAAAAGAGGUCGACUUGGUGGAAAAAUGUCAUAAAUUUAAGAUUCGCGGUAUCCACGGUGAACACUCGGAGUCGGCUGACGGCAUUUACGAUAUUUCCAACAAGCAGCGCUUGGGGCUGACUGAGUAUGAAGCUGUUCGUCAGAUGUACGAGGGGCUCAAGAAACUUAUCGAGCUCGAAAAGGCUGCCGAAGCUGCGCCCGCUUAA
This is a messenger RNA of Caenorhabditis auriculariae, 1627 nucleotides long. The record is from the annotation of a GenBank genome assembly. Lineage: Eukaryota; Metazoa; Nematoda; Chromadorea; Rhabditida; Rhabditidae.